GAGAGAGAAUAUCAGAUGUCAACAAAUCUGCUGUCCUUGCGGCUCGUUUAGAAAGGAGGAGGGUCGAAGGUGGUUCCAUUCCAUCCCCCUCCCUUCUUGCCCCCAGAGGAGAGAGGAGAGAGAGGGAGGCCAGGCCAAACGACGCCAAUCCAAAACCCCCAAAAGGAGCAAGGAGAGAGAGAGAGAGAGUGGGGAGUGAGCAGAGAGAGAACAAACCAAGAUACUCCUACAUCCGCAGACAGUGGUUCGUUCGUCCGGGGACGAGGACGAGAACCCACCACUUUCUCUCCCUCUUCCUCGCCCUUCCUUCUCUCCCUGGCCCGGCCCCAGCAAAUCCGGUUCCAGCCUCCCCCCGACCGGACCCGUCCCGGAUACGUCGGAGCUCCGAGCGUCCUCCGCCCCGAUCGCCCCCCUGCCGCCGCCACAGAGAUUUGCCUCUUUCUUUUCGUUCGUUCUAGGAUAUAUAGAUAGAUAAAUAAAUAUCCUGCCUUGGUUGGGUUGGGCGGCUUCUUGGGCGGCGCGGGGUUUCUUGGGGCAUGGCCGUGGCGGCGGUGCCGGACAGGACGCUCGCCCGCCGAAUGCUGCGGGUCGUCAGGCUCAACCCGCUGCAGCGCAGCGCCAAGAAUCCCUGAGGUUAUUUCUCUUUAAGUGCCGUUCAGAUUGGGAGGUAGUAUUGAUUCACCUGAGCAAGUCAAGCUGUCCAGUUAGCUCAAAGCAUUAAAGAUUGGAAUUUCACACGUGCAUUGCAUUCACACUGUGAUUUCCCUUUGGUGUCCUGUGAUGUGAUGAUCAGUGCUGGUUGCCGUCCGGGUCAAGGGGAAUUUUAGCAUGAUUGCUACAUGCUCAUUGUUUUGACUGUAAUACUAAUGGGAGCUAAAGUGGAAGGUGAGAGUUACAAUCCUGGAUACUAUGCUACAGGGGAUCUGCACAUGGACUCAAAUGGUUGGCGCUCUCCAUACUAUGAGGAUAGAACAUCAAAUGGACAGUUGUACAAUGGCUUCAUGACAAAGCAGGCAGAUGGUUAUUCAGAAUACGACAACGAAACGCUAAAGCGCACAAUGCUUUCACAUGAAGCUAUGUUUAGACAGCAGGUUUAUGAACUGCACCGGGUUUACAAAAUACAGAGAGACCUGAUGAAGCAUUAUGAAAACAAAGAUGCAUAUGCAUACCCAGAACUGGCAGAUGCAUCACAGACAAAUUCGUCAUCACAAGUUCAACCAAAUGGCUCAAAGAUGAUAUGGCAGAUGCCUCUGGUGGCCAAAACAUACGGAGAGGCUACUGUUGCAGUGCACACUGAUACAAACCACUCCUUGAAGUUCCUUAGUGAUGGCAGUGUCCUGCCCUCUCCAAAUGGAUUCCCCUCGAAUGGUGUUGCUUUAAAUACCAAGCAAGGCAUUAUUGACCUUGAGCUUCCAGCUGAUCAUUAUAUAGAUGAUGACAACACAUCAGAUAAUAAGCCUAUAGAUUUCCUUGGUGUAGAUUCGGGUACAAAACCUCCGAAUGGUGCAGAAGGCUUGGGGAGGUUCAAUGAUAAUAGCUCAACCUCUGGUUUGCUGACUACCAAUAAACCGGGAGGCUGCCAUGUCGCUGACCUGAAUGAGCCAAUUACUGGGAUGCAUAUGGGUGGAACAAACGGGUCAGUAUCCAGAGGUCUCCCGUAUACCUUGGAGAACUCUUGGCGCCAAUCUGCAGUGAGAUCAAGCACAGCUAACUUUGGUUUCAAUAAAGAAUACUCCAAAGAGAAGCAUACUGACGAAGGAACAAGCUCAAAUUUCCUUGAUGCAAGUGCCAAACUAAGACAGGAGGAGAAACCAUUGAUUGAUAAAGGAAAACAAGUCAGCAACCAAUCUUUUUUUACACCCAGAUACAGCAAUGCUGAUCUGCAAAAAUCCUUCAAAGUUGCUGAUGGGAGAUCUGCAACCAAUGAGAUUAUUUACCAUGGUCAAAACAGUUCAGUUGGAUGGUUUUCAAAAGGUCCUAUGGGAGCAUCUCCCAUCAAUAAUUUUGCUAGACUUGACCAUCCACAUCAUUCAAGUAUUGGUACACUUGUUGCUCCAAUCUCCAUUCCUCACAUAGACCAUCCUUCCGUCGCCUCUCCUAUAGGUUCUUGCACAGUGGACCCAAGGAGCAGUGUUAUCAACAAUGCUUUCCAGCGAGUUCCAAGUUUCAAUGGAUCUUCAACUGUUAAUUCAUACAAGAGUCCUAGUGCUGUGACCCAAAGCAUUGGACCUUCGAUUCAUAAGCUGAAAAGAUUUGAUAAUUUGGAUGGUAGUUACUUUGGCUUUCCACCUGAUCCAUUUUCCGCAUCACGAUCCAGACAACAGGUUGCAAUUUCGAGCGAGUUGGAGCAAAGGAACUGCCUGAUGUUUGAACAUUCAGCAGCACGGCAGUCUCAUGGGUAUCCUCAGUCCACAAACGGCAAGGGCAUAAAGAACUUUAAUUUGAAUGAAGCACUGUCAGAUGGUCUGGAAGAGCUUGUAGAACGGGGUCGGAGAUCUGUUGGUAGUUUGCAGCAUAUUAAAGGCGAGGGAUCAGUAUUUGGGAUCUCUUGGCUAAAAAAUAAAGCUACUUGUGCUGACCCAACAGGGCUGGAAAAGCAAAGAAAGAUGCUUGGCCAUUCCAACGGGACUGCAGCAGACACGAAAAUCAACAAUAACUUGACAGGAAUAACACCGAUUGUUUGCAAUUUGUCAGAUUCUGCCUCGACGUCCCUAGGUUGCAGAAUUAAGAUAGAUGAUGCUUCUGAAGGCAUCACUGAUAGAACUUGGCUGGUAUGUAAUAAGACUGAGGAGAGUACUACGAGACAUUUACCACUUUCAAGCCAGAAACCCUUGGAUAGAGAUGGACAAGCUGCUGAAGGUGUUGUCAAGAAAAGUGGCGCCGCUGUCGUCAGAAAUUUGUUUGAUCUGAAUGAUGAUGUACCACAUGAAGAUAACUCAGAGUCAUCAGUAGUGUCACAUGAAUGUGAUGUGGCGGCCUUACAGAACAACCAUGCUAAGCGCACAUUUUUGUUUGACUUAGAAGAAGUGCCAGCUUGUGAAGAUGGUGCUGCCUGGACUUCUCAACAGGAAUGCACACCUUCUGGCAAGCUUGGUGCAUCCAAGGAAGCUGAUAUGUGUUUUCCAUCCGCUACAGAUGCAGCGCAGAUUAUUCUUGCGUUGUCAACGGAUGUGCCGACCACCACAGGCACACCCGAUGAUAUGUUGCAGUGGUUUGCAGAGCUCGCGAUAUCAAGCAUGGAUGACCAUGCCGAGCAAGCAAAAGUCCAGGGUUGCAUCGAUAAUUCCAGUGAUGAUGGUUCAGACUCAUUUGAAGCCUUGACACUGAAGCUGGAAGAGUGCAAGACCGAUGAGCGCUGGACCAGGACACCAGAACCACCACUGACAGACGAUGACCAAGCUGUUUCAGCGGUGAACCUGCUGUCCAAGCCAAAAAGAGGACCGCAAAGGAAGCGACGGCAGAAGCGAGACUUCCAGAAGGACAUCUUGCCCGGGCUUUCAUCGCUUUCCCGGCCUAAGAUCAUAGAGGACAUUCAGCUAAUUGAGGGGUUAGUACAGGCAUCUGGUGGAUCAUGGGAGUCGAGUUUAACCAGGCGAGCGCGCGGUGGGCGAACAAGAGGUAGAAAGCCCCGCAAAGACCAGCCAGCUACCGUAGAGAUAGAAGCCGAGGCGAGCCCACCACCCUCAAAACCCGACUCUGUUGGCUUAGAAGCUGAUGAAAGGGGCAUGGUUAGCUGGGGGCGAACAACAAGGCGGUGUCGCAAGCCACGAUGCCCAUCGGGCAAUAGCGUCGCAGCUUCGUCCUGAACGACCUCUGAUCCUGGUCGGUUUCGGAUUUGCCAUCGAGAUUGCGGUGGACUGGUAUAAAGGUAAAAAAAAAAAUCACAGCCAUGAGUGUGCAUACUCUGCUGGCCUGCUUGGCUGGCCUCCCCCCUCAGAGAUUCCAUGCCUUUUUCGGGUCGAAACAUGAUGUACAUUUUUUUUCUAUAAUAAAUUCUUAAACUAGUCUAUAUGUGACAAUUUCUGUAACAGCGUUGUAUUAAGCUGGGUCCAGGGCCUGAGAGGCCUGCUGUAAUUCUUGAGAUAGUGGCGAGGUACCUUGACUGGCCGGUACUUGGAAAUCAAAGAGGCUAAUCGGUGUAGUUCUAUAUAGUUUUAUCA
Molecule: messenger RNA, 4160 nt
Organism: Aegilops tauschii subsp. strangulata
Lineage: Eukaryota; Viridiplantae; Streptophyta; Magnoliopsida; Poales; Poaceae
Source: RefSeq, a predicted model, not a curated record